AUGGCUCGCGCAUCUCCCGGCAGGUCGUCGGUUUGGAAUGCGGGCUUUCCGAGUUUGCUGUUGGGUCGCCUUUCGGACAGCAGGUGGCAGUCAAGAGUCUGUGUGGCCAUGAUCCUGGGGGUCCUAGUGCUGCAAUUUGGCUCGAUGGCUUUGCCUGCUCUUCGGAAUCCUGGGGCAAUGAUGAAGCCUAGCCGCCUCGCCCUCUUCCCUUAUUCCUGCCAUUCUGGGGGACCCCGAUUUUUCAAACUUUCUAUUCAUAAUCGGUACCUGGCCAUCGUCCAUGCUGUGUUUGCUCUGAAAGCGAGGACAGUCACCUUUGGCAUUCUGACAAGUGUCAUCACUUGGGUGGUGGCUGGGCUUGCCUCUCUCCCAGCAAUCAUCUUCACCAAAUCCCAAAAGGAAGGUAUCCAACACACCUGCAGCCCUCAUUUCCCCUCAGAGCAGUUUUCUGCCUGGAAGAACUUCCAAACUUUAAAGAUGAAUCUGUUGGGGCUGGUGGUGCCCCUUUUAGUUAUGAUCAUCUGCUACUCAGGAAUCCUAAAAACAUUGCUCCGGUGUCGGAAUGAGAAGAAGAAGCACAAGGCAGUGAGAUUAAUCUUUGUGAUUAUGAUUGUUUACUUUCUCUUCUGGGCCCCCUAUAACCUGGUUCUCCUCUUAAACACAUUCCAAGCUUUCUUUGGUCUGGACAAUUGUGAGAGCUCCAAGAGGUUGGACCGAGCCAUACAAAUAACAGAGACCCUUGGAAUGACCCACUGCUGUAUCAACCCAGUGAUUUAUGCCUUUGUUGGAGAAAAGUUCAGGAGAUACCUCUCUACUUUCUUCCACAAAUACAUUGUACGGCGUUUCUGCAAACGCUGCCCCAUUUUCCAGGGGGAGGCACUUGACCGAGUGAGCUCAAUGUACACUCGAUCUACUGGGGAGCAAGACAUUUCUACUGGCCUGUGAAGUGGAUUUAUUACUGUACAUAUUGGUGUUUUUUAAUUUAAUAGAUUAUUUGCAUAAAUAUUUUAAAAUAA
Molecule: messenger RNA, 1016 nt
Organism: Monodelphis domestica (gray short-tailed opossum)
Lineage: Eukaryota; Metazoa; Chordata; Mammalia; Didelphimorphia; Didelphidae
Product: C-C chemokine receptor type 5-like
Biological process (GO): calcium-mediated signaling; positive regulation of cytosolic calcium ion concentration; cell chemotaxis
Cellular component (GO): external side of plasma membrane; membrane; cytoplasm
Molecular function (GO): C-C chemokine binding; C-C chemokine receptor activity
Source: RefSeq, a predicted model, not a curated record